Molecule: messenger RNA, 6348 nt
Organism: Astyanax mexicanus (Mexican tetra)
Lineage: Eukaryota; Metazoa; Chordata; Actinopteri; Characiformes; Acestrorhamphidae
Gene: cyfip2
Product: cytoplasmic FMR1 interacting protein 2
Exons: 29
Coding region: 191-3949 (1252 amino acids)
Biological process (GO): cell projection assembly; axon guidance; regulation of actin filament polymerization
Cellular component (GO): neuron projection; synapse
Molecular function (GO): small GTPase binding
Source: RefSeq, a predicted model, not a curated record
CUCUUUGUGUGCGGGGUGGGUGGAUUAGCGGACGGGGCUGAAGCCGGAGCAUCAGUCGGUGGAGAUCCAGGAGAGAGGCACCCUCCCCCGGCUUGUGUGAGAGCCGAGUUGCGCUUUGGCCGGUCCGUUCGGUUUCGGGCGGACAUGAGAUUUGCGGACUGGGCUGUUUUGUGAGUGAACCCCCGUCGCCAUGACUACCCACGUGACCCUGGAGGAUGCCCUGUCCAAUGUGGACCUGCUGGAGGAGCUUCCGCUCCCGGACCAGCAGCCAUGCAUCGAGCCGCCGCCGUCCUCCAUCAUGUACCAGGCAAACUUUGACACCAACUUUGAGGACAGGAAUGCUUUCGUGACUGGUAUCGCCCGAUACAUUGAACAGGCCACUGUCCACUCCAGCAUGAAUGAGAUGCUGGAGGAGGGGCACGAGUACGCCGUCAUGCUGUACACCUGGAGGAGCUGCUCCAGAGCCAUACCUCAGGUGAAGUGCAACGAGCAGCCCAACAGGGUGGAGAUCUAUGAGAAGACUGUGGAGGUUCUGGAGCCUGAGGUCACCAAGCUCAUGAAGUUCAUGUACUUUCAGCGUAAGGCGAUUGAGCGGUUCUGCAGCGAGGUGAAGCGGCUGUGCCACGCUGAACGCAGGAAGGACUUCGUAUCUGAGGCAUACCUGCUGACCCUCGGCAAGUUCAUCAACAUGUUUGCAGUCCUGGAUGAGCUGAAGAACAUGAAGUGCAGCGUCAAGAACGACCACUCCGCUUAUAAAAGAGCUGCUCAGUUCCUCAGAAAGAUGGCUGAUCCGCAGUCUAUCCAGGAGUCCCAGAAUCUCUCCAUGUUCUUAGCCAAUCACAACAGAAUCACACAGUGCUUGCAUCAGCAGCUGGAGGUGAUUCCUGGCUAUGAGGAGCUGCUGGCUGACAUCGUUAACAUCUGUGUGGAUUACUACGAGAAUAAGAUGUACCUGACGCCCAGCGAGAAGCACAUGCUGCUGAAGGUGAUGGGUUUCGGGCUUUAUUUAAUGGAUGGAAAUGUGAGCAACAUCUACAAGCUGGAUGCAAAGAAGAGGAUAAACCUUGGAAAAAUAGACAAGUUCUUCAAGCUCCAGGUUGUGCCCCUCUUUGGUGAUAUGCAGAUUGAACUGUCCCGGUACAUUGAGACCAGCGCCCACUAUGAGGAGAACAAGUCGAAGUGGACCUGCACUCAGAGCAGCAUCAGCCCGCAGUAUAACCUGUGUGAGCAGAUGGUGCAGAUUCGAGAUGAUCACAUCCGCUUCAUCUCAGAGCUGGCACGCUACAGUAACAGCGAGGUGGUGACGGGCUCUGGGCUGGACAGCCAGAAGUCUGAUGAAGAGUACAAAGAGCUGUUCGACCUCGCCCUCAGAGGACUACAGCUGCUCUCCAAGUGGAGCACUCACGUCAUGGAAGUGUACUCGUGGAAGCUUGUGCACCCCACUGAUAAGUUCUGUAAUAAGGACUGUCCCGGCACUGCUGAGGAGUACGAGCGCGCCACCCGCUAUAACUACACCAGCGAGGAGAAGUUCGCCCUGGUGGAGGUGAUCGCCAUGAUCAAAGGCCUGCAGGUGCUGAUGGGCCGCAUGGAGAGCGUGUUCAACCAGGCCAUCAGAAACACCAUCUACGCCGCGCUGCAGGACUUCGCCCAGGUGACCCUGAGAGAGCCGCUCAGGCAGGCGGUGCGCAAGAAGAAGAACGUCCUCAUCAGUGUCCUUCAGGCCAUUCGGAAAACCAUCUGUGACUGGGAGGGAUCCAGAGAGCCACCCAAUGACCCCUGUCUGAGGGGAGAGAAGGACCCUAAGGGAGGUUUUGAUAUUAAAGUGCCCCGCCGUGCCGUUGGACCUUCAAGCACACAGCUCUACAUGGUGAGAACUAUGCUGGAAUCCCUGAUAGCAGACAAGAGCGGCUCGAAGAAGACCCUGCGCAGCAGCCUGGACGGCCCCAUCGUUCAGGCCAUCGAGGAUUUCCACAAGCAGUCCUUCUUCUACACCCAUCUGCUCAACUUCAGCGAGGCCCUGCAGCAGUGCUGUGACCUGUCUCAGCUGUGGUUCAGAGAGUUCUUCUUGGAGCUCACCAUGGGUCGCCGCAUCCAGUUCCCCAUCGAGAUGUCCAUGCCCUGGAUCCUCACUGACCACAUCCUGGAAACCAAAGAGCCUUCGAUGAUGGAGUAUGUGUUGUAUCCCCUGGAUCUUUAUAAUGACAGUGGAUACUACGCCCUCACCAAGUUCAAGAAGCAGUUUCUCUAUGAUGAGAUAGAAGCUGAGGUGAAUCUGUGUUUUGAUCAGUUUGUCUACAAACUGGCUGAUCAGAUAUUUGCGUACUACAAAGCGAUGGCUGGAAGUGUUCUCUUGGAUAAGCGUUUCCGGGCGGAGUGUAAGAACUAUGGUGUGAUCAUCCCGUAUCCCCCCUCCAACCGCUACGAGACCCUGCUGAAACAGAGACACGUACAGCUCCUGGGUCGCUCCAUUGACCUGAACAGGCUGAUCACCCAGAGGAUCUCUGCAGCCAUGUACAAGUCCUUGGACCAGGCCAUCAGCCGCUUUGAGAGUGAAGACCUCACCUCCAUAGUGGAGCUGGAGUGGCUUCUGGAGAUAAACAGACUGACCCAUCGGUUGCUGUCCAAACACAUGACCCUGGACAGUUUUGAUGCCAUGUUCCGGGAGGCCAAUCACAACGUGUCGGCGCCGUACGGCCGCAUCACACUACACGUCUUCUGGGAGCUCAACUUUGACUUUCUGCCAAACUACUGCUACAACGGCUCCACCAACAGAUUUGUGCGCACAGCGAUUCCCUUUACCCAGGAGCCUCAGAGGGAUAAGCCUGCCAAUGUUCAGCCUUACUACCUGUAUGGCUCUAAGCCUCUGAACAUCGCAUACUCCCACAUCUACAGCUCCUACAGGAACUUCGUGGGUCCCCCGCAUUUCAAAACCAUCUGCCGUCUGCUUGGAUACCAGGGCAUCGCUGUGGUGAUGGAGGAGCUGCUGAAGAUUGUAAAGAGUUUGCUGCAGGGCACUAUUCUGCAGUAUGUGAAGACUCUGAUAGAGGUGAUGCCGAAGAUCUGCCGGCUGCCUCGUCACGAGUAUGGAUCACCAGGUAUUCUGGAGUUCUUUCACCACCAGCUAAAGGACAUUAUUGAGUACGCUGAGCUGAAGACAGACGUUUUUCAGAGUCUGCGGGAGGUCGGCAACGCCAUCCUCUUCUGCCUCCUGAUAGAGCAAGCUCUGUCCCAGGAAGAAGUUUGUGACUUGCUUCACGCUGCCCCGUUUCAGAACAUCCUCCCCAGAGUCUACAUUAAAGAGGGCGAGAGGCUGGAGGUGAGGAUGAAGAGGCUGGAGGCGAAGUACGCUCCUCUGCACCUGGUUCCUCUCAUUGAGAGGCUUGGGACUCCACAGCAAAUCGCCAUCGCGCGAGAGGGAGACUUACUGACGAAGGAGCGUCUGUGCUGCGGUCUGUCGAUGUUCGAGGUCAUCCUCACGCGCAUCCGCAGCUUCCUGCAGGACAGCGUGUGGCGCGGCCCUCCGCCCACCAACGGCGUCAUGCACGUGGACGAGUGCAUGGAGUUCCACCGGCUCUGGAGCGCCAUGCAGUUUGUGUACUGCAUCCCUGUGGGCACGCACGAGUUCACCGCAGAGCAGUGUUUUGGGGAUGGACUGAACUGGGCUGGCUGUGCCAUCAUUGUGCUGUUGGGACAGCAGCGGCGCUUCGAUCUCUUCGAUUUCUGCUACCACCUCCUCAAGGUCCAGAGACAGGACGGCAAGGAUGAGAUCAUCAAGAAUGUGCCCCUGAAGAAGAUGGCGGACCGCAUCCGAAAGUAUCAGAUCCUCAACAACGAGAUCUUCGCCAUCCUCAACAAGUACAUGAAGGCUGUAGAGACGGACAGUUCCACAGUAGAGCAUGUUCGCUGCUUCCAGCCUCCUAUACACCAGUCCCUCGCCACCACAUGUUAAAAAAACACGCCUGCCACUGCCCCGCCUUCCUCUGGUGGGCGUCGGUUUGUGCUAACGCGAGCCCUUUGAAAGCUGAAGGUCCUUUACAAGCAUUUUUCAACCACUUUUCUUCAGUGGCAGACAUACCUCCUGCACACCUGUCCCAACAUUAGAUCCUUAAGUGAUUGGUCAGCUCGGUCUGUAUCAGCUGUCCUCUGAGCCUUCAGUCUCUGCAUUCAAUAACCUGUAAUAAAAGUCCUUAGAGAUCAGGAUCUUUCUGAAUCCAUUAAAAACACGUGCAAAAACGGUACAAGACGAAUAAAAAAAAAAGAAUAGCAUUUAUGUUUGAGUCGAAAUGAAAGAAAAUACGUAAAUAUUACUAUUAAAUUAACCAGAGCGGAUAUACUAGUUGAUAUUGUGAAUUUUAUUAUUUUAUUACUUUUGUUAUUUCUGUAAAGUUUCACAGCCAGACUCACUGAUCUCAAAUGAGCCUUAAGCCCUGUUUGGAUGGGAUUAGUUUAACAUGAGGAGGUGUAGUAGUGUAAUUUUACUAAAAGACAUCUGUAAAAUUUAUGAGUGAUAAGAAAUCGGGACAUAAUUAACUGAGAUGGGAGUAGCUACUCGAUUUACACACUUAGAAUCAGUUCACUCAUAGCCAUUUCUGCAGUGCUACCAGGAAGACCAGCCUUAUAUCUGCUUAAAUGGAGAGAGACCAAAAUAGUCUCAAUCUUAACAGUUUGUAGUGUUUGGAUUCAUAAUGCUGCACUUGCGCUGGUCUCUUUAUAUCAGCAUGUCUUUUGGAUUUGAUUGUUGUAAGUUGUUUAAAAUCUGAAAUUUACCACAGAUUUAAAAAAAAAAACGCCUCUUCAAGAGCCUCUAUACUUGAGAAAAAGUUUUUUAUUUGCCAAAAAUGUAUUCACACAAGAUUAAUAUAACCCAAGGUUGUUUUUAUGGCUCAUAAAUCUCUGAGAAACUUAAUAAUAAUAGUCACAUUAAUAAUUAGUAACAAUUACAAUAUCUCAGCUUCUAAUAUAAAACUACUUCCAUCCCAACAGGGCUGUAUAUAUUUUUUUCUCUUGUUUGUGAUGAUUUUUUCUUUUUUGCAUGCAACCCCACUCCCUCCAAACCCCACCCACUCCUUUAAACCCCACCCACAUCUUCAAAAAUCUUCUCAACAGUUUAUGUAUCCACAUCUUCACUCAACAGUCCACAUAAUGCCCAAAAAUCCACCGACAAGCAGCAAAAAACAGAAAGUCAGUUCACAGACACUAAACUUUAUUUAUCAGCCUUCACAUUUCUUCAAUACCCAGCGAUUCGUUUCCUCAUCUCUCUGCUUCAUAGAAUCAUUUUUACCUCCAUCUUUUCUACCUUCUGCCUAAAAAUUCCAUUGUAAAUGUCGCUGUUGGACAAAGUGAAGUAUUGAGCGUGGUACUUGUUCUUUUCUAUUAUUACGUAAAAUAUGUAUACUCAGUAUUUGCCUCAACUAUGGAAAAGAAGCCCCGUCUCUGGUUGCACUUAGUACCAUCUCAGUUUCUGGACUGCUUGUUUUAAUUAUGUUUUAGUUUUUACGUUUUAAAUACACAGCGUGUGCUUUAAAACAGUGGAGCUCUUAAUUGUGAACUCGCUAAAUCUUAAUUUCGAGGAAAAUGAAGGACGUUUUUUAUUGGAUACCUCUUUGUUGUUUGUUGUUUAUCACUGUAUCAGCCUGAGCACAACACAGACUCCGUGAGGAGAGGCCACUCCUGGUUUUAUUUAAGGGAAAAAUCCACUAUAAAUACGCCACUGUUUCGGAAAAGUUUCGGAAAUGUUUCAGAGAUGAGCUGGACGAAAGCUCAGCAUUCCUGUUCACACAGUACAGUGUGUUAUUGAUUAUAUUAUAACAGUGUUAUUGGAAAAAGAAGUGAGUAAAAAACAUUCUACCCCCUUUGUUCUGUAUAUAAAGGCAAUUAUAAGAAAGCUACUGUUACUGUGAGUGGAUCCUCAUCAAUUAUUCAUCUCAUUAACUCUUCUUUUUCUUAUUUUUUUGUUUUUUGUUUUGUUCAGAAUCUCUUUUCUUUAUGUUUUAAGCUAAUAGUAAAUCACUGGACUGGUUUCUCUGGGUUUUUCUCACUCCUUCAAAACGAAAGGUUUUCUUUGUUAAUGAAAACUGGAAACCGAUGAAAACAACGACGUGAAUUCUGAGGCUUUGUUUUUAAACCCUAGCAUGACGGGUGUAACUUAUUAUUAUUGUCAUCCUGGAUCUUAUUGUGACAUGGAUUUUUGUUCAUAUUGUUGUACAAGUGAUCAUGUUUUGAAAUACGAGAAAAAAAUAAAAAAACAACAGAAAGUAAUAUGAUGUACAACAACAAACGGUUCUACUACAAAAGGAAGAAUUGAGAAUUAUGUUGUAUUUCCAUGAAAUAAAAAAAGAUCUAACUGAC